Messenger RNA from Eutrema salsugineum, 3301 nucleotides. Its product is annotated as MDIS1-interacting receptor like kinase 2. The record is from RefSeq and is a predicted model, not a curated record. Lineage: Eukaryota; Viridiplantae; Streptophyta; Magnoliopsida; Brassicales; Brassicaceae. Gene Ontology annotation, molecular function: protein kinase activity; ATP binding; protein binding. The transcript has 2 exons. The coding region runs from base 1 to 3150 and encodes 1049 amino acids. Gene Ontology annotation, biological process: protein phosphorylation.
AUGAACACAAACCCAGAAAAAAAAAAGAAAAAAAAAAAUCUCACUAAUCUCAUUUUAAGAUCAAUAGAGAGAAUGGCUUGUAAAGACAAGCUUCAAUUCCUUUUGAUCAUAUUCACAAUCUUGAGCUGUUCUCUUACAGCUUCUGCAACAGUCUCAGAAGCAAAUGCUCUUCUCAAAUGGAAGUCAACUUUCACAAACCAGACAAGUACCUCAAAACUGUCUUCUUGGGUGAACCCAAACACAAGCAGCUUCUGUACAAGUUGGUAUGGUGUUUCUUGCUUACGCGGGAGCAUCAUCCGGUUAAAUCUCACGAAUACCGGUAUUGAAGGUACUUUCCAAGAUUUUCCAUUCUCUUCUCUUCCCAAUCUCACUUAUGUUGAUCUUAGCAUGAACCGUUUCUCUGGAACCAUUCCUCCCCAAUUCGGACAAUUCUCUAAACUCAUCUACUUCGAUUUGUCCAUUAACCAGUUAGUUGGUGAAAUCCCACCUGAGCUUGGCAAUUUAAGUAACCUAGAAACUCUCCAUCUUGUCGAAAACAAGUUAAACGGAUCGAUUCCUUCUGAAAUCGGUCGGUUAACUAAGGUUCAAGAAAUAGCCCUGUACGACAAUUUGUUGACCGGACCAAUACCUUCUUCUUUUGGAAACCUAACCAAACUAGUUAACCUUUAUCUCUUUAUCAAUACUCUCUCUAGUACGAUCCCUCCUGAAAUCGGAAACCUUAGCAACCUUGUUGAGCUAUGCCUUGAUAGAAACCACCUAACCGGUCAAAUCCCUUCUAGUUUUGGAAAGUUGAAGAAUGUAACACUUCUCAACAUGUUUGAAAAUAGGCUCACUGGUGAAAUCCCUCCUGAGAUUGGUGAUAUGACCGCUCUAGAUACCCUUAGCCUCCACACAAAUAACCUUACCGGUUCGAUUCCUCCUACUUUAGGAAACCUCAAAAGCCUAGCCAUUCUUCAUCUUUACCUGAAUAAGCUUAGUGGUUCCAUACCUGAGGAGCUAGGAGACAUGGAAACAAUGAUUGAUUUGGAGAUAAGUGAGAACAAACUCACUGGUCCUGUUCCUGAUUCAUUUGGCAAGUUGACACAGCUCGAAUGGCUAUUCCUCCGUGAUAACCAGCUUUCAGGUCCGAUCCCACCGGGAAUUGCUAACUCUUCAGAGCUGACCGUUCUGCAACUCGACACCAACAACUUCACAGGCGUCUUGCCUGAUACCAUCUGUAGAGGUGGCAAGCUCGAGAAUCUCACGUUAGACGAUAACCUCCUCGAAGGUCCCCUUCCUAAAAGCUUGAGAGAAUGCAAGAGUUUGAUCAGAGCAAGGUUCAAAGGGAACAGUUUCACCGGAGAUAUCUCUGAGGCUUUCGGAGUCUACCCGAAUCUCAAUUUCAUUGAUCUCAGCAACAACAAGUUCCACGGACAGAUUUCACCGACGUGGGAACAAAGUCGAAAGCUGGUUGCGUUCAUCGCAACAGACAAUAACAUCACCGGACCGAUCCCACCUGAGAUUUGGAACAUGACACAGCUAAGUCAGCUCGAUCUAUCUUCCAACAACAUCACCGGCGAGCUCCCGGAAUCAAUCAGCAAUCUCAACCGUUUGUCAAAACUACAACUUAACGGGAAUCAGUUAUCCGGUAAAAUACCUUCAGGAAUCAGACUCUUAGCAAAUCUUGAGUAUCUUGAUCUAUCCUCAAACAGAUUCAGCUUUGAGAUCCCGGCAACACUUGACUCCUUGCCAAGGCUUUACUACAUGAACUUGAGCAGAAACGAGUUGGAUCACAACAUCCCCAUGGGUUUAACAAAGCUGUCUCAGCUACAAACUCUUGAUCUCAGCCACAACCAACUCGACGGAGAAAUCCCAUCACAGUUCAGCUCCUUACAGAACCUAGAGAGACUCGACCUCUCACACAACAAUCUCUCAGGUCCAAUUCCACCAAGUUUCAGAGAAAUGCUGGCACUAACACACGUCGACAUAUCACACAACAACCUCUCAGGUCCAAUUCCAGAUAACAAAGCAUUUAAAGACGCAGGUCCAGAUGCAUUGGAAGGCAACAGAGACUUAUGUGGUGACGACACAAGACAACGCUUGAAGCCAUGUCCGAUCAGUUCUUCCUCAGGGAAGAAGAAAUCAAACAAAGACAGAAACCUAAUCAUCUACAUACUCGUCCCAAUCAUCGGAGCAAUCAUAAUCCUCUCAGUCUGUGCCGGGGUUUUCGUUUGUUUCCGUAAGAGAAAGCCUCAAAUCGAAGAGAACUCAGACACCGAAUCAGGAGAAACGUUAUCGAUCUUUAGCUUCGAUGGUAAAGUAAAAUACCAAGAAAUAAUCAAAGCCACAGGAGAAUUCGACUCGAAACACCUAAUCGGAACCGGAGGAUGCGGCAAAGUCUACAAAGCGAAGCUACCAGCGAUAACAAUGGCAGUGAAAAAGCUCAGCGAGACAACAGACGAGGAGAUCUCGAAACCGGCGGUGAAACAAGAGUUCCUAAACGAGAUCAGAGCACUUACGGAGAUCCGUCACCGGAACGUCGUGAAGCUGUUCGGAUUCUGCUCGCAUCGACGCAACACUUUCCUGGUGUACGAGUACAUGGAGAAAGGGAGUUUGAGGAAAGUUUUGUCGAACGACGAAGAAGCGAAGAUGCUGGAUUGGAGGAAGAGGAUCAAUGUGGUGAAAGGUGUGGCCCAUGCUUUGUCGUAUAUGCAUCAUGAUCGGUCUCCGCCGAUUGUUCACCGUGAUAUUAAAAGUGGGAACAUUCUUCUCGACGAAGAUUUCGAAGCGAAGAUCUCCGAUUUCGGUACGGCGAAGCUUCUCAAGGCGGAUUCUUCGAAUUGGUCCGCCGUUGCUGGAACUUACGGCUAUGUUGCUCCAGAACUAGCUUACGCAAUGAAAGUGACCGAGAAAUGCGAUGUGUAUAGCUUCGGAGUACUAACUCUUGAAGUGAUCAAAGGGGAGCAUCCGGGCGAUUUAGUUUCAACUUUGUCAUCGUCUCCUCUGGACAAAACUCUAUCGUUGAAAGAAAUUUCUGACCGUCGGUUACCAGAGCCAACGCCAGAGCUCAAAGAUGAGAUCUUAGAAAUUGUGAAAGUUGCACUUUUAUGCUUACAUUCCGAUCCAAAUUUUCGCCCAACAAUGCUCUCUAUCUCCACUGCCUUUGCUUAAAAAUUGGCCAAGCAGAAAGUGAUACCAAGCAUUUUAUAGUUUUAUGCAUUAUUAAGGUUUCAUGAUUAUGUGUUAGUUUUCCAUUAUGGAAUGUUAGUUAUAUUUGACACUAUUCUGUUCUAUUAUACAAUAGUCCGCAUUUUAUUGUAAA